CUCUACAUAGCAUCCACUAAAUUUCAAUGUUAUACAGAAUUCAAUAUUGGUGGAGUUUUGUUCUCUGAGCUGGAUGGUUUGCUCGUGGAGCUUUCAUCGUUCUUCUGAACGACAUCAUCAGCACAAACUUCAGAUAGAAUUGAAAUGUUCGAAUUUCUCCAUAUAUGUUCCACAGCUUGUUCUGUGCACCUCGAUGUUGAUUGGUUCUUACUGACCUUAAACUUGUCAUUGUUUACCUCUUUGUUUCGGUUGUGUCUCCCAGAAUUCAAUAAACGUUUACGGACUAGACAAAUAUAACGGUGAUUACAGCUCAAGGACUCUUUAGCGAAUAUUACAGUCCUAUAGGAGGUCAUUC
Messenger RNA from Schistosoma curassoni, 355 nucleotides. NCBI's taxonomy places the organism in Eukaryota, Metazoa, Platyhelminthes, Trematoda, Strigeidida, Schistosomatidae. The record is from the annotation of a GenBank genome assembly.